Molecule: messenger RNA, 1058 nt
Organism: Suillus bovinus
Lineage: Eukaryota; Fungi; Basidiomycota; Agaricomycetes; Boletales; Suillaceae
Product: SYF2 splicing factor-domain-containing protein
Exons: 6
Coding region: 83-946 (287 amino acids)
Cellular component (GO): Prp19 complex; post-mRNA release spliceosomal complex; catalytic step 2 spliceosome
Source: RefSeq, a predicted model, not a curated record
GAACAGCCCAAUUCUAUGUACCGUUCCAUGUUGUAGUUCAGUUAAGCUUGGAAUUACAUAAGCGACGUUUACACAUUCGGCAAUGGCAGUUCGUGGUCCAGCAUUGUUCACUUGCGCUCAACAAAUGACUUCAGACAGCGGCGAAGAAAAGACGGUAGAGGAAGGUACGAUGACUAUGGAGGAGAGAAAGGCAAAGAUGGAGCAACUGAGAGCAAAGAUGCGUUCAACGACGAAAGCGAAUCGCGCCUCUCUCAUUGAAGAGUCUGCCAAAGCCAAGAUGACAGCGAGAGAUGCUGCACGGCUAGAACGGCAGCGGAAACUUGCGGAGGUCUUACGCAUGCAGGCUGAAGCUGAGGAUCGAGGAGAGGACGUGGAGCGGCAGAAGAACUGGGAAUGGACGAUAGAGGAUAAUGAUAAUUGGGAAAAGAAGAAAGCGAGGAAGGCACGGAGAGCAGAUUACGAGUUUCACGAUGAUGUUCACGCGGCUCGACGGCGCUACAAGAAAGACCUUGACCUCAUCAAACCUGACCUUGCUGCAUACAACCGACAGAAGGAGGCCGUACUAGGAUUGGCACCAGGGUCUCUAUCAAAGUCUGGGAGUAGUACGCCGUCGUCAUCUGCUCUCACAACAUUUGAUCCUUCGGGCGGACAGGUGGUUCCAUCACCCGAACAACGGAUGGCUGCAGAGAGUUUCUACCGGGAUGCCAAUACUCUACUGUACGCUGACAACAAGCCUACUGAAGACGCCAUCGAUAGAGUGGUUGGCAAGAUCAACAGAGACAUUGACAAGAAAGGCAAAUUCUCGCGAAAGAGACUCAAUGAGGAUGAGGGCGACAUUACCUACAUCAAUGAGCGGAAUCGGGUGUUCAACAAAAAGAUUGCGCGGUACUACGACAAAUAUACCUCGGAGAUUCGGGCCAGUUUCGAGCGGGGAACGGCACUAUGAUGGUAUGACUAUGGACCGCCAGAAUGUCAUUCACCUCCCUCGCUGCACAUGUAUUCAGACCACAUGCAUUUAUUUACUUUCAUCCUAUAACAUUAUUGAGAUUUAUACAAUU